AUGAUACAUCCUGCGACAGGAAAAUCUCCGUCUAUGCUAGUCUUUGGAAGGCAGAUUCGCUCGCGUUUAGAUCUCAUGAUACCCUCAGACGAUCCAAAGGGGAAUGAGAUUCAAAGGAAAAUCAGAGAACUUCAGGUAAAUUCGCGUGUUUCAGCUAGGGAAUACGUUAACGCGAACAAGUGGGAAUUCGGAAGAAUUAUGCAACGUUUAGGAAAGCUACAUUACUUAGUUGAGUUGGACGACGGUCGUCAAUGGAAACGUCACAUAGAUCAGUUACGCAGCGUUGGUUCAGGGGUACAGAGCUCUUCAACGAACGAAUUUUUUGAUCGCGGUGAAAAUGUUGAUGAUAAUGUCGCAAUAACAACCCAUGCUAGUAAAAAUGACCUUUCUGACAUUCCUGAUCUUGAUAAUAACGUUGCUCAUCCUGGACAAUUUAGUAGUUCUGCAGCUGAACCAGUGACCGAUCCGGGUGAACAUACUGAGUCCAAGCGACUGGUGUUUCCUGCAGGUGCUUCAGCGGGCGAAGGAUUGCGACGUUCGGUGAGGACUAUCAAACCACCACAGCGACUGGAUCUCUAG
Uranotaenia lowii is the source of this 579-nucleotide messenger RNA. RefSeq lists its product as uncharacterized. Lineage: Eukaryota; Metazoa; Arthropoda; Insecta; Diptera; Culicidae. The record is from RefSeq and is a predicted model, not a curated record. Bases 1 to 579 code for a protein of 192 amino acids. The transcript has a single exon.